GCUGCUGCAAAAAGUGGAGGAUCUCAGAAAGAUCUAGUCUCAGCAGUUUAACAUUGAAAAGAAGAAAAAUCUGCAUGCGAAGUAAUCUGAUUUGUUUUAUUUGGUAUAGAAUGUUGCUUCUUUCAGUACAUGUUACCAUGGCAAUGACUGCAGGGACUACAACAUCCUUUCCCAUGAGUAACCACACCCGGGAGAGGGUGACGGUGGCCAAACUUACGCUGGAGAACUUCUACAGCAACCUAAUUAUACAGCACGAAGAGAGAGAAACCAGGCAGAAGAAGCUAGAAGUGGCUAUGGAAGAGGAAGGCCUCGCAGAUGAGGAGAAAAAACUGCGCAGGUCGCAACACGCUCGCAAAGAAACAGAGUUUCUGCGACUGAAGAGGACUAGACUUGGCUUGGAUGACUUUGAAUCUUUGAAAGUUAUAGGAAGAGGAGCAUUUGGGGAGGUACGCCUCGUUCAAAAGAAGGAUACAGGUCAUAUUUAUGCAAUGAAGAUACUAAGAAAAGCAGAUAUGCUGGAGAAAGAGCAGGUGGCCCAUAUCCGAGCAGAAAGAGAUAUUUUGGUUGAAGCGGAUGGAGCCUGGGUAGUGAAAAUGUUCUACAGCUUUCAGGAUAAAAGAAAUCUUUACCUGAUCAUGGAGUUCUUGCCUGGAGGUGACAUGAUGACCUUACUAAUGAAGAAAGACACUUUAUCAGAAGAGGAGACACAGUUUUACAUUUCUGAAACUGUAUUGGCCAUAGAUGCUAUUCACCAGCUGGGAUUCAUCCACAGAGAUAUUAAACCAGAUAACCUUCUGCUGGAUGCUAAGGGUCAUGUAAAACUGUCUGAUUUUGGGCUCUGCACAGGUUUAAAGAAAGCUCACAGAACAGAGUUCUACAGGAACCUUACACACAACCCACCAAGUGACUUCUCAUUUCAGAACAUGAACUCAAAGAGAAAAGCAGAAACAUGGAAGAAGAACAGGCGACAGCUGGCAUAUUCUACUGUUGGAACCCCAGACUAUAUCGCACCAGAAGUAUUUAUGCAGACUGGGUACAACAAGCUGUGUGACUGGUGGUCUUUGGGAGUGAUUAUGUAUGAAAUGUUAAUAGGGUAUCCACCUUUCUGCUCAGAAACACCACAAGAGACUUACAGGAAAGUUAUGAACUGGAAAGAAACACUGGUAUUUCCUCCAGAGGUGCCCAUUUCAGAAAAAGCAAAGGAUUUAAUUCUAAGGUUUUGUAUCGACUCAGAAAAUAGAAUUGGUAGUAAUGGAGUAGAAGAAAUAAAAAGUCACCCGUUUUUUGAGGGAGUGGACUGGGGACAUAUCAGGGAAAGACCAGCUGCAAUCCCUAUAGAAAUCAAAAGUAUUGAUGAUACUUCUAACUUUGAUGAAUUUCCCGAAUCUGACAUUUUACAGCCAGUGCCAAACACAACGGAACCUGACUACAAAUCCAAAGACUGGGUUUUCCUCAAUUAUACCUACAAGAGGUUUGAAGGGCUCACGCAGCGUGGCUCAAUCCCUUCCUACAUGAAAGCCGGGAAGUUGUGA
Nestor notabilis (Kea) is the source of this 1532-nucleotide messenger RNA. RefSeq names its product serine/threonine kinase 38 like (gene STK38L). Gene Ontology annotation, biological process: peptidyl-serine phosphorylation; intracellular signal transduction. Gene Ontology annotation, molecular function: ATP binding; protein serine/threonine kinase activity. The coding region runs from base 75 to 1532 and encodes 485 amino acids. NCBI's taxonomy places the organism in Eukaryota, Metazoa, Chordata, Aves, Psittaciformes, Psittacidae. The transcript is spliced from 14 exons. The record is from RefSeq and is a predicted model, not a curated record.